Fonsecaea erecta is the source of this 1614-nucleotide messenger RNA. RefSeq names its product methylmalonate-semialdehyde dehydrogenase (acylating). Lineage: Eukaryota; Fungi; Ascomycota; Eurotiomycetes; Chaetothyriales; Herpotrichiellaceae. Bases 1 to 1614 code for a protein of 537 amino acids. The transcript is spliced from 2 exons. Gene Ontology annotation, cellular component: mitochondrion. The record is from RefSeq and is a predicted model, not a curated record. Gene Ontology annotation, biological process: thymine catabolic process; L-valine catabolic process. Gene Ontology annotation, molecular function: methylmalonate-semialdehyde dehydrogenase (acylating, NAD+) activity; malonate-semialdehyde dehydrogenase (acetylating, [NAD(P)+]) activity.
AUGUCGCCAAACGAGCAGAUUGCCAGGCGCCGACUUCAUGCCACCACGCGCCAUCUCGCUGCCACCAGUACCGCCGUUGCUGACUAUCCUACUUCUCACGAAAAGAUUGCCAACGUGGUAGACACGCACAACUUCAUUGACAACCAGUUCGUACCCUCCCAAACCUCGCAGUGGAUCGAUCUCCAUGAUCCCGCCACCAAUAACCUCGUUACUCGAGUGCCUCAAUCCACCGAUGCCGAAUUGAAGGCAGCUGUCGCGUCUGCGGAGAAAGCCUUCCCGCAAUGGCGAGCUACUUCAAUCAUAUCCAAGCAGCAAAUCAUUUUCAAGUUGACCCACUUGAUUCGCCAGAAUAUGGAUCGUCUGGCUGCCGCUAUCACCCUUGAACAAGGCAAGACCUUUGCAGAUGCCAAAGGCGACGUCCUCCGUGGUCUGCAAGUCUGCGAGACCGCCUGCGGAAUCACGACCCAAAUGACUGGCGAAGUCAUUGAGGUGGCAAAAGAUAUGGAAACUCGUUCAUACCGUGAACCCUUGGGGGUGGUGGCAGCCAUCUGCCCCUUCAAUUUCCCGGCAAUGAUUCCUCUAUGGAGCAUUCCUGUGGCCACUGUGACGGGCAACUGCUUGAUCCUAAAGCCCAGCGAGCGAGAUCCCGGUGCUGCCAUGAUACUUGCUGAGUUAUGCAAAGAAGCCGGAUUUCCUGACGGCGUGGUCAACAUCGUCCAUGGAGCGGCCAAGACCGUUGACUUUAUCAUCGAUGAACCGGCCAUUAAGGCCAUUUCCUUCGUCGGCUCGAACCGUGCUGGUGAAUAUAUCUACACUCGGGGUUGCGCACAGGGUAAGCGUGUCCAGGCCAACCUGGGCGCGAAGAAUCAUGCUGCGGUGCUUCCGGACUGCAACAAGAAUCAUGCAUUGAACGCCAUUGCCGGCGCUGCCUUUGGCGCUGCAGGACAACGGUGCAUGGCUCUCAGCACUCUUGUGAUGGUUGGCGAGACGAAAGACUGGUUGCCAGAGCUUGCCGAGCGUGCAAAGGCCCUCACUAUCAACGGUGGAUUCGAACCUGAUGCCGAUCUCGGACCUUUGAUUAGCCCGCAGAGCAAGAAGCGCGUGGAAGAUUUGAUCCAGAGUGCGCAAGAUGAAGGUGCAACUAUCUUGCUUGACGGAAGAGGCCAACACCCCGCCAAAUAUCCCAAUGGCAACUGGGUCGGCCCAACUAUCAUUGCCAACGUCAAGCCGCAUAUGAAAUGUUAUACCGAAGAGAUCUUUGGCCCCGUCCUGGUCUGUUUGAAUGUUUCCACGACCGAGGAAGCUAUCGACCUGAUCAACUCCAACCCCUACGGCAACGGCGCGGCCGUCUUUACACGUUCCGGCCCCACCGCCUCACUAUUCCAAAAGGAACUCGAGGCGGGACAAAUUGGAAUCAACGUUCCCAUUCCCGUGCCGCUGCCUAUGUUCAGUUUCACCGGUAACAAAAAGAGUGUGGCUGGAACAGGUCUUGCAAACUUCUAUGGCAAAGAUGGCAUCAGGUUCUAUACCCAGUGGAAGACGGUGACGAGCCUGUGGAGGGCGGAGGAUGCGUUGGCGACGGAGAAGCAGGUUUCUAUGCCGACCCAUUCUUAA